AUGCCAGUAGUACUGCGACAAAAUGAAGUUUUGAAAGCUAUUCCUGCCUUUCCAUCAAACUUGAGAGAAGUGCAAGCCAUUAACAAACAAACUAUAUCUGCCAAAAUGUCGAACUCAAAAAAUAAAAUCCAAUUGCCUUCAAUUUCAGAAACGUCAUCUAGUGAUGAUACGUUUGACGAUUCAGCGACUUCCUUCGUUUCUAAAAGAAACAAUGAUAAAGGCCUUACUUCGGACAGAAAGAAUUUGAAAGAAGCACAAGAUGACCAACAAAUAAGUAGGGGACUGCAGAGAAAGUGCUCUUCUUGUCUACAACUACAGGUUAAAUUAGAAAAGAUCAGUAAAGAUUUCGAGACGAAGCUUGAAAGUGUAAAGAGAAGUAUACUCUACGAUUUAAAUAAAAAAAUUAACGAAUUGAAAAUAAUGAUGAAGGCUGCAGUUGAACCCGAAAUUGGCGAAACUCUAAAACAGAGAGAGAUUUUACCGCCCUUACCAAUGACGACAUUAGAAGAUUUUCAGCGUUUUGAAACCAGUUAA
Mycetomoellerius zeteki is the source of this 534-nucleotide messenger RNA. RefSeq lists its product as uncharacterized. NCBI's taxonomy places the organism in Eukaryota, Metazoa, Arthropoda, Insecta, Hymenoptera, Formicidae. The record is from RefSeq and is a predicted model, not a curated record. The transcript has 4 exons. The coding region runs from base 1 to 534 and encodes 177 amino acids.